This is a messenger RNA of Phaeoacremonium minimum UCRPA7, 1596 nucleotides long. RefSeq names its product putative major facilitator superfamily transporter protein. The transcript has 3 exons. NCBI's taxonomy places the organism in Eukaryota, Fungi, Ascomycota, Sordariomycetes, Togniniales, Togniniaceae. Gene Ontology annotation, biological process: transmembrane transport. Bases 1 to 1596 code for a protein of 531 amino acids. The record is from RefSeq and is a predicted model, not a curated record. Gene Ontology annotation, molecular function: transmembrane transporter activity.
AUGGCCCUAACAAAGCAGAGAAGCCCUCGCGAUCCUGACGAUUUCCCUACGGUCCAGCUUUUCCUACUUGCUAUCGUUCGCCUCGCAGAGCCUAUUGCCCUCACUUCCAUCUUUCCCUAUGCGUGGGCUCUUGUCAAGCGGUUUCAGAUCGGCGAUGAGCAGAAUGCAUCAUUCUAUGCAGGGCUGCUCAUCUCUUCCUUCGCUCUGGCGGAGGCCAUGAUGGGCAUGUAUUGGGGUGGCCUCUCUGACAGGAUCGGCCGAAAACCCGUCCUUCUCGUGGGAUGUCUGGGAACCAUGUUCAGCAUGAUUUUGGUGGGAUUUGCCUCUAAUAUCUGGAUUGCCCUACUGGGAAGAGCCAUUGGCGGCUUUCUCAACGGCAAUAUUGGCGUGAUCCAGACCAUGGUAGGAGAGCUGGUAACAAAGCCAGAGCACGAGCCUCGCGCAUACUCCAUCAUGCCUUUCGUUUGGAGUGUUGGCACUAUCAUUGGCCCAUGCAUUGGAGGCACAUUCGCCGACCCCCAUGAGUCCUUCCCCGACAAGUUUCCAAUCGGAAGUCUUUUUGAGAGGUUCCCAUACCUCCUACCCAACCUCGUCUGCGCGGCUCUCCUUCUAAUCAGCAUUAUCCUCGGCUAUUUCCUCCUGGACGAAACUCACCCGGACAUGCAACCGCGUGUGUUGCUUCCGAAUGAUACCUACGUAUCCGAAGAGACACCCCUCAUUGAGACUUCCGAUGCCAUCAAGAGACCCGCAGUAGACCUGCGUGCCGAGACUUAUGGCACCAUGCGAAGUAGAAAUGGUCCGGUGGAGCGCAAGUGGGAGGAACUUGAGAAGCAACCGCCUUGCAACAUCUUCUGCAAGCGCAUCAUGGCCGUUGUGCUCUCGCUAUCUAUAUUUACUUAUCACAGUAUGACCUUUGAUCACCUCCUUCCGAUAUUCUUCGAAGAUGCGAGAGAGAUCACGGGCCCCUUGCUCUCGAGUUCAGUGUCUCUCUUCAACCCCUUCUAUUCGCCAGGAGGUCUAGGCCUUUCUCUCCGAUCCGUCGGAAUGAUCAUGGCCGUCAAUGGCCUCAUUGCACUAUUUAUCCAGGCCGUUGUGUUCCCAAUCGCUGCCGAGAGAAUCGGCGUCUACCGACUAUUCAUCAUUGUCACCGUGCUGCACCCAAUAGCCUACAUCGUCAUGCCCACCUUGCUCUGGGUGCCGGAAUCUCUGCUCUUCCCCGCUAUCUACGCUUGUCUGACGCUCCGGAACCUGUUCUCGAUCCUCGUCUACCCUCUGCUUCUCAUCCUGAUCAAGGAGGCGACGCCAAGCUCGUCCGUGCUGGGCAAGGUCAAUGGGAUGGCGGCGAGCGCUGGAGCCGCUUGCCGCAUGGUCGCCCCGCCGGUGGCUGGAUAUCUUUACAGUGUGGGGAGCAAGAUGGACUGCACAGCGUUGGCGUGGUACGGCAGUGUCUUCGUCGCAGUGCUCGGAGCCAUUCAGUGCUUCCAGGUCAAGCGUGAGAAGGUCGAUGAUGACUUCAGCGGAGAAACAGUCGGCCAAACCCCGAGAAAACAGCAGAGCACAGUCGCGGUUACAGCUAUAACCGAGAACGAGGAAUAA